This is a messenger RNA of Anguilla rostrata (American eel), 4955 nucleotides long. RefSeq names its product follistatin-related protein 5-like. The record is from RefSeq and is a predicted model, not a curated record. Gene Ontology annotation, biological process: cell differentiation; regulation of BMP signaling pathway; multicellular organism development. Gene Ontology annotation, molecular function: protein binding; calcium ion binding. The transcript has 16 exons. Bases 322 to 2901 code for a protein of 859 amino acids. NCBI's taxonomy places the organism in Eukaryota, Metazoa, Chordata, Actinopteri, Anguilliformes, Anguillidae.
GGUCUGAGCCAGUAGUCUGUGUUUCAGUGAUACUGGAGACCCCAGACGGAGAGGUGAGACGAGUUUUACACAGGAGCUGUCCACUGAACUACUGGUGCUGAAAUCAGGAUCCCUUGUUCACAAACGGCAUCGCCCCUGAAGGAAUACAGUUUAUAUGGUCAUCAGCUUCUAUUACGGAUUUAUACGAACGCGGAUGCCUUAAAACAAAUUGUGGAAUACACCGAGUCCCCGCUUGAGACACUGUUGGUUUUAAACUAUUCUUUUUUAAUGUUUUCGUUUUCUGCUCUGUAAGUCUCUCUUGGAAAUAUUGCAGCCUACUGGAUGCCUUGUGACUGCACGAUCAGCAGAAGACCAAUGAGGACCCACGGGCAGCGGCUGGCGAUUUUAACGCUCGGACUUUUCUUCCUGGGAACCGAAGGGAGACCGAGCCAGGAUGGACACAGGCCCAAACUCUAUCAACCGCUGGUGCGAUUCCGUCAUAAGCAGGAUGGAAGCCCGGAGAGUCUACGCGUUACAGGAUCGUAUGGUCGUGAGGGGCACUCGGGACCCUGCGAGAACAAGUACUGCGGCCUGGGCCGGCACUGCGCCAUCAACUGGGAGACGGGACAGGGCGACUGCGUGUGUCUGGACGGCUGCAAGCCUCACUACAAGCCGGUGUGCGGAUCCGACGGAGAGCUGUACGCGAACCACUGCGAGCUUCACCGCGCCGCCUGUCUGAGGGGGAGGAAGAUAACCACUGUGCACAGCGAGGACUGUUUCUACAAAGAUGAUAAAUGCCAGAAGAAUGACUAUCGGAAGCUGAAAAACAUGGUGCUGGAUCUGCAUAACCAGAGGUACAUCAGGCAGGAUGAAACCGGGGAGAGUGACGAUAAGAUGCUCCUGAAAAGAGCCUUGGUGGACCAAAUGUUCAAGUACUACGAUGCUGACGGCAGCGGGCUCGUCGACAGCAGCGAGCUGUCACAGAUCAUCAAGCAGGAGGGGCUGGCCAGGGAUGGAUCUGAAUGCACACUGUUUGAUCUCCUGAAAUACGAUGAUGUCGACGACGAUGAACAUUUGACUAAGGAUGAGUUCUACAGGGCUUUCGAAGUGCUUCAGUUGAGCCUGCCUGAUGACCAGAGAUUGAGCAUCACCACGGUCACAGUAGGUCAGAGUACAGUCAUGACCUGUGGCAUUGUGGGAAUGCAGAGACCUCCUAUUGUGUGGAGGCGCAACGGUCAAGUUCUGAACAACUUGGACCUGGAGGACAUCAGUGACUUUGGAGAUGAUGGCUCCUUGUACAUAACUAAGGUGACCACCACUCACAUGGGCAACUACACCUGCCAUGCUGAUGGCUAUGAGCAGCUGUUUCAGACCCACACUCUCCAGGUGAACGUUCCGCCCGUAAUCCGGGUGUACCCCGAGAGCCAGGUGAGGGAGCCGGGGGUCACCGCCAGCCUCCGGUGCCACGCCGAGGGCAUCCCCAACCCGCAGCUGGCGUGGCUGAAGAACGGCGCGGACAUCACCGGGAAGCUGUCGAAGCAGCUCACCCUGCAAGGAAAUGGAAGUGAGGUUCACAUAAGUAACGUUCACUUUGAGGACACUGGAGCUUACACGUGCGUCGCGAAGAACGAGGCCGGAGUGGAUGAAGAUAUCUCCUCCCUGUUUGUAGAGGAUUCCGCACGGAAAACUCUGGCAAACAUCCUAUGGAGAGAAGACGGGUUUGGAGUUGGGAACAUGUUUUACGUCUUUUACGAGGACGGCAUCAAAGUGAUCCAGCCGGUGGCCUGCGAGAUCCAGAGGCACAUUAAACCCAGCGAGAAGCUGCUGGGCCUCCAGGGGGAGGUUUGCCCGAAAUCAGAAGGCGAAGCCGAUCAGAAGUGCGUCUGGGCGUCCGCGGUCAACGUCAAGGACAAGUAUAUUUAUGUCGCUCAGCCAACCCUGAACAGGGUGCUUGUCGUAGACGUGCAGUCACAAAAGGCUGUUCAGGUUGUGAAGACGGAUCCUGUACCGGUGAAGCUGCACUAUGACAAAUCCCACGAUCAGGUGUGGGUCCUCAGCUGGGGCGAUGUGGAGAAGAAUACGCCCACACUCCAGGUGAUCAAUCAGGCCAGCGGGAGCACGUCCCAUCACACCAUCCAUACCCCGCCAGUUGGCAGGCAGUUUGAUAGGGCGGAUGAUUUCUUCAUCCCAGCUGCGACCCUCAUCAUUAAUCACAUCAGGUUCGGAUUAAUUUUUCAUAAGGACGAGCCAGUGCUUCACAAAAUCGACCUGGAGACAACGUCGUACGUGAAGAACAUCAGCCUGAAGGACUACAACUGUAUACCAAAGUCCCUGGCCUACACCCACCUGGGGGGGUACUACUUCGUCAGCUGCAGGCCUGACGCGGAUGGAAACGCGCAGCCCCAGCUGAUAGUGGACGGCGUGACGGACUCCGUGAUCGGGCGCAACGGAGACGUCACCGGGACCCCGUACGUGUCCCCGGACGGGCACUACCUGGUCAGCGUCGACGACGAGGACGGCUUGAUGAGGAUCCAGUCCGUCACGGUCCGGGGCGAGGUCCGCGAGCCCUUCGACAUCCACACCAACCUGCACAUCUCCGACGUGGCUUUCCAGAGCUCCUUCACGCAGGCCCACCAGUACAACGCGCUGGCCAGCUCGGGCCUGCAGACCGACGUCCUGUACGUGGAGCUGGACACCGGCACCGUCAAGAUGAUCAAGAGCCUGAAAGAGCCAAUGAGAACAGCCGAGUGGCGCUGGGGCCCAAAGAACCGCGUCAUCGUGGACAGCGGGCUGUUCGGCCAGUUCCUGAUGACCCCCUCCAGGGAGUCCGUGUUCGUUUUGGACGGGCGUCUGAACAAGCUCAACUGCGAAUUAACUGAUGUCCCGAAAGGUAACACCGUUGUGUGGGUGGGAGAGGUGUAAUGUUCGGAUCUGCACGCCAUUGUACUGAAUUUGAUCAUAAAAUGUACACCCUCUAUACCUUGUUCAGAGUGUAAACUAAAAGCAAGAAAGAAACCAAAUCACCUGUUCCAAACUUGUAUCGGAUGUUGGGCCUUCAUCCAAAAUUAGAGCAAGCAAUGUUUUUUUUUAGUGUGUAUAUUGUCAAUAUUUCUGAAGGUUCUGCAGCUUUUUCUAAAACAAUAAAUAAAUAAUCGGGUUCUCUGAUAGAUACAAAGAGAAACAAUUUAUCUCCAGUUGCAGAGAAGUUUUACUACCAGAAUGAAACCUAUUCAAUGUGCAGCUGCCAUUUUUGGCAGUAGAAGCAGGAAAAGAGUUUGAGCUUUUUACAUUUGGCAUCUUCACUGCACUGUUGCACUGUUAACCUUGCAUUUGUGCCUUGAAGGAAAACAGAUUCAAGACCAGGAGUGCAGUGUAAUUAAUCCCAUUGUGAUUGGAUAUUAGACUUAACCUUCCUUUGUGGUCAGAGGCUUCGAAUCCAUGCUUGUGAAAUGUUUAAUGACAGGCAAAUCCCCUUUUGACUAAUUAGCAGCUUCGCUAUUGCUUUUUUUCUCCUUUAAAAUACGAGUUAAGAUGUUUGCGAUGACUGUAUUUAACAAAUCCCCUGAAUUGUGUUGUUAUACAUUAUAUAGAGGGAGCCAUUUGAAUAUUCUCCAGUUAAUAAUAGAAGCAGUGAAAAUGUGCUAUUGGAAAAUAAUUAAUUUCUGAAGAAUUAAUCUACUACAGGUGAGGUAGAAAUGUGCGGGUUAUAUUCAUAUUGCGAACAAACUGAUCUUGAUUGAAUAAUGUGUGUAGUCCUAUAAUGAGGUGUGGUUUAUGGUAUAAAGUGUAGCUGUUGACAUAGUCGUUUUUUGUUGUUGUUGUUGCUAUUUUGCUAUUUAUAUUCAGCAAAUCGAGACACAACGUGGGCAUAGGUACAGCUGAAACAAAUACACGAUUUGCACAUUUGCUAAGGGUAAUGGGGUGUAUUAACUGAGAAUUAGUCAGUGGGUAAUAAUCUCUCGUGUUAGCCUGGAUGCUAAAUGGAGCUUAGUGUAGGCUGACACUCUUGAAGGAUUUUGUGGAAAAAAAGACCAGAGAAGGUCACUUGAUGUUAGACAAAGAUUGGAGGGCACUGUAAAAGAUUCAAUUCUUCUUUCCAAAUAUCUUUUGGACUUGGUCAAGCACAAACUCGUGCUUUUAUUUUUUUUAAUUUUUUUUUUUUUAGAUGAACUCUCCCUGGAUGGACAUAUUCUAUGCAUUUUCAUUCUUAAACCCUAUUUUAGGGCAUUUGGGGAAUGGACCUGUAAAAAUUUCACUUUUUAAUUUGGGUUGGACAGACCCGAUUGAAUCAAACGGCAAUGUGCUUUGGCCUUGGUCUAACAGAGCCUUGGGUAACGGAUCUGAGCAAAUGAAGAAGCCGCAGCAUCGGCAACCGCUACACUAGUGAAAACUGUCACACCAAACGAGCGUAAAACUGUAUUGUACACGUACGUAGCAUUUGCUCAAAUUGGUUACACGAGAAAAAGCACCUUUGCAGUUGGUCGGAAUGGAGGCCAAAGCCCAGCUAAACGUCUGAAUAUUUAAUAGAUUUUAUAUUUUUUGAUUUCAUGUAUCUUAUUGGCCUUUCAACUUGUGUAAGGCAAUCAUUCAAAAAAUGUUAUUCUUAUAUAAAAGGUUAAUUUCAUAAAGAAUGUACCCCCUCAAUGCCUACUGUACUUCUACUUGUUUUUCUUUAUUUCUUUCUUUCGGUCUCCCUGGUUUCAUUAUGUACAUAGCAGCCAUUACUGGUCUGUAGGAUGUAUUGUAGUUAAUAGAAAUAUGUUUUUAAGGGCUCAGUUUACAAUUCUUAGAAACUGAACCCGCUUUAUUUUAAAAUGAAAUAACACCAACACUCCAAAUAUUACCAAGUACAGUGUGAUGUCACAUAAAACAUUUCCAUAUGCAUCUAGUCAUGUAUUUCAAUUCAUGUGGUAGUUAUUUAUGUAGAAAAAUGCUUGACAUUGACAGAAUAAUAAAAGCCUAUUCCUGGGAAAAUG